AUGAGAGACACGAAGAGGGGGCUCACAGGUACUCUGGAUUUGAGUGAAAACCCUGUCUUGACCGAUGAGGCGAUCAUUCGCAUUUGUGGAGCAAUAGAGAAGAAGCGGAUGCUUUUCAUUGACUCCAUCAUGCUGAACAACUGCAGCAAAAUCCAUGACAGAUCCGCACGAGCUCUCGGGAAGGUUAUUAGAAACACCUUGGCGAUGGCCAAGGAACAUCUGGAAGUGCUGACGAUAGAGGCAAUUCUCGCCACUGAUAAUGUUGGUCUUGAGGAGAAGUAUCAACGGCAACCUGAUGAGGACCCUAGGACCAUCGAUACUAGCGCCUUCGGCAAGCGAGAGAACAGCGAGAACGCGGAGGUGGAUGAUGAUGAUGAUAACGAGGAGGGAGAGGAAGCUGAUGAGAAGAGGAAAAUGGAGGAGAGAAGGACGAAAUGGGAACAGAGCAUGCGCGAGAAAUUGGAUCAUAUUGACAGCAUUGAAGUGGAUGCGUUCGAGGACGAUAUAGAACUUCCCGAAAAUUGCUCACGGAGUGGUAGUACUUCCCGCACUACAAGGCGACUAGAAGAGCUGUUGAGGUCCCUGCAAGAUGCAGUAGAAGAGUGUACCAAGAUCACUUGCAUGGACAUUAGAUGUGACGAAUUUCCAUGGAUUCACGAUGCGACGAAGAUAUUAGCCGUCGAGCACAAGCUUCAGAUCGACAGGAUCGCUGCUUUCGGCAAUGGUAUGACAGAAGACAGCUCCGUGAACAGCAGUGAUGCUAGUGAGCGAUGGGCCAUUCGUUAUAGCCAAUAUGCAUUUAUUCGCGUUUUUAAAUCAGGGAUCACGUGGGAACAUGGUAUCGGUGAUGCUAGGCUUGAUGUCACCUAG
Perkinsus marinus ATCC 50983 is the source of this 870-nucleotide messenger RNA. RefSeq lists its product as hypothetical. The transcript is spliced from 10 exons. The record is from RefSeq and is a predicted model, not a curated record. The coding region runs from base 1 to 870 and encodes 289 amino acids. NCBI's taxonomy places the organism in Eukaryota, Perkinsozoa, Perkinsida, Perkinsidae.